Monopterus albus (swamp eel) is the source of this 4940-nucleotide messenger RNA. It is a transcript of the gene ssh1a, whose product is annotated as slingshot protein phosphatase 1a. The transcript has 18 exons. The record is from RefSeq and is a predicted model, not a curated record. Bases 23 to 3346 code for a protein of 1107 amino acids. Gene Ontology annotation, biological process: protein dephosphorylation; negative regulation of actin filament polymerization. Gene Ontology annotation, molecular function: phosphatase activity; actin binding. Lineage: Eukaryota; Metazoa; Chordata; Actinopteri; Synbranchiformes; Synbranchidae.
AUUCUUACCUAAAGCUCUUUGAAUGGCCAUAAAUUUGGUCCGUGCUAAGCUUGGCAAUUUGAUUUUUGAGGUUCUUGAAGAUAUUUCAUCUCUAGUCACCACCGGCGACGACGUUUCUAGUCCUAGCCCAGCAGCUAGUAGCAGCUCACCAGGCCACGGCGGCCGGCCGGUGCAUCAUCCUCAGCUUCCAGCCAUGGCGUUGGUCACUCUGCAGCGGUCCCCGACUCCGAGUGCCACAUCCACCGCAAGCACAGCAACCACCACCGCGGGGGAGGAAUUGGGGAGUGAAGAUGAACGGCGUACAAAUCAGAGCCUGAGUGAGAGCUUCUUCAUGGUGAAGGGUGCUGCUCUCUUUCUGCAGCAGGGGAGCAGUCACCAGGGCCAGAAAGUACAUCCUCACCACAAACAUGCAGGUGACUUACCUCAACACCUGCAGGUGAUGAUAAAUAUUCUUCGCUCAGAGGAUAGAAUCAAACUGGCGGUGCGGCUGGAGAGUGCAUGGUCAGAUCGUGUGCGGUACAUGGUGGUGGUGUACACCAGCGGGCGACAAGACACAGAAGAGAACAUCCUACUGGGAAUAGACUUUACCAGCAAAGACUGCAAAAGCUGUUCGAUCGGCAUGGUGCUACCUCUGUGGAGUGACACAAAGAUCCAUUUGGAUGGAGAUGGGGGCUUUACUGUGAACACGGCAGGUCGGACUCAUGUCUUCAAACCUGUGUCGGUGCAGGCUAUGUGGUCAGCCUUGCAGGUGCUGCACAAGGCAUGCGAGGUGUCACGGAGGUAUAACUACUUCCCUGGAGGCAUGGCUCUAACCUGGAUGGGCUACUAUGAGAGUUGCAUUGCUUCAGACCAGAGCUGCAUCAACGAGUGGAACGCCAUGAAGGACUUGGAAACCACACGGCCAGACUCACCUACUAUGUUUGUUGACAAGCCCUCGGUGAGAGAGAGGACAGAGUGCCUUAUUAAAGCCAAGCUCAGAAGCAUCAUGACAUGCCAGGACCUCGAAAACGUCACCUGCAAACAGAUCCGGACAGAGUUGGAGCAGCACAUGAACUGCAACCUGAAAGAGUACAAAGAGUUCAUUGACAAUGAGAUGCUGCUGAUCCUGGGCCAGAUGGACAAAGCUACUCUCAUCUUUGACCAUGUCUACCUGGGAUCUGAAUGGAAUGCAUCUAAUUUGGAAGAGCUGCAAGAGACAGGGGUGGGCUAUAUCCUCAAUGUUACCAGAGAAAUAGACAACUUCUUUCCAGGCACAUUCAGUUAUCACAACAUACGUGUCUAUGAUGAAGAGGCCACUGACCUACUGGCUCACUGGAAUGACACAUACAACUUCAUUGUUAAAGCAAAAAAGAACCACUCCAAGUGUCUAGUUCACUGCAAGAUGGGUGUCAGCCGGUCUGCCUCCACAGUCAUUGCUUAUGCCAUGAAGGAGUACAGCUGGUCACUGGAGAAAGCUUACAACUUUGUUAAGCAGAAGAGGAGCAUCACACGACCCAACCCAGGUUUCAUGAGGCAGCUGGCAGAGUACGAGGGCAUUUUGGAUGCCAGCAAACAGCGACAUAACAAGCUGUGGCAUCCAGACACAGACUGUGAGAUGGCAGAGGGGCAGCAGGGGUUGGCUCAGUGUUGUGGAGGGGAGGAGGGAGGCCACUUGACUCAAGAGCCAGGGAUGUCUCCCUGCUGUGAGGAGGUGUUGUCUGAUAGAGGUGCAGCAUGCCGCUCCCCAUGCAGGACUGUUGCUCUGGAGAUUGACCCUGCCUACAACAACUACUAUUUCCGCCGACUUUCUGAUUCAGCGCUGGACAGUGAGCCAUCGACGCCUGUGCGUGGUCCCCCCCUUCUUGGCAUGGAAAAGGUCUUUAUAGAAAUCGAGGAUGUAGAGCGAGAUGCUUUACUGGAUGAUGAGGCAUUUGAUGGGCGUGAAGGCCUGCCUCUCCCCCACUUUGGGCCUACAGCAGAGGGAACCGCUGCCCAGACCUGCAGUCGGUGCCCUGAGCCUCUGGAGGAGCUGCGACUGCGGCUGGAGUUCAGUACAGUGGAGGAGGAGGAUGAGGAAGAGGUGCAAAAGGAGGAGGCAGAGAUGGAGGUACUAAUGCAGCCAGAUGACAGAGGGUGUGGGGAAGGAGGUGGAGGAGAGGAAACACAAGAUGUGGAGGUAGAAGGGGAUUCAGAGGGUAAUGGGAUGGACCUGGCAUCCCUGAAUGAAAAUUCCAACAACAACAACCAUUUGAGCUCUCCACCUAGCCACAGUGAAAAAACUCACUCUGUCCUUCUUCCAGCUGAUGCUUCUCCGCUGCCUUGGUGGGAUGCUAAGUCCAAUCUGAAAGAAAGCUUUCCAAUCCUGGAUUCUAAGCUUUGCCUUACCUCCAGUCCUUCAUUCCCACAGUUCCACACUACCUCUUCUGAAGGCCUCACGUCUUCAGUGGGACUGCCACACUCUUGUGACCCCCUGUGCGACUGUGCCAACUGUGUUGCCCCCCCGCCCACAGCUCUGUUCAAUGGGGAGGAGCAGUCAGGAGAAUCACUGCACUUAGUGACGCCUGAGGACAGUAGUGAUUUGUUGGAAAUAAAGACUGAGCUUUACAAAAGGCAGCCUGCAGCUGCCUCAGAGGCUUUCCCUGAGCUGGUGAGAAUAGAUUUGGAAGAACAGAAGUCUGGUGUGGUUUGCAAUAUUGGCCAACAACAGGAGACCCUUUUACAGUUGCGGAGAUCUGGGCUAGUCCGCCAGCGUGCAGAGAGGCUAGAGAGACUUUCAGGUUUGUCUCAGGAAAGCCUGUGCUGUCUGAAGCCUUUGCACGCAUGCCAAAGGUCCAAGAAGAGCCCUUUCCACACUGAGGAGGAAGAGGAGUUCUCCAGUUUUACCGGGGACUUCAUUAAAUCUUCGACACCAUGCCAUGUGCGUUUAGAGCCACUGGUGGUGCCACUGACCAAUGAAGCCUUGUUUGGUGUAGUCGGUUCUGGGCUGCUCACACCAACCUCCUCCCCUCAUGGAUCCACACUGACACGCAGCUCCAGCAGUGACAGUCUGCGCAGCGUGAGGGGGAAACCCGGUCUCGUACGUCAAAGAGCAGAGGAGAUUGAGACCCGCAUGCGGCUCGCAGGCUUAACCGUGCCCUCGAAGCUGAAGCGGUCCAACUCUCUGGCCAAGUUGGGCAGCCUCACCUUCUCCUCUGAGGACUUGUGUUCAGUUUGCUCCUCAGAUGCAGGAACCCUUCUGCUCCUCUCAUUGUCCCCAGAGCCAGACCGUGGCCUGGAGUGGGAUCCCCUCACAACCUCUGCCCUGCCCCGACCCUGCAAGGACUUGCACACUCCAGAGAGAGCGGUAUCAGGUGAGCCCAGAAGCUGACACAUCAAGUGGAGGUUAUACACACUCCACCCAUCCCCUCAUUUGUCACCCUGUGCGGCUGGAGAGGGCUGUAACAGUUCUGGAAGUAGGAGUGAGCUGAGUCUGACGAAAGAUUAAAAAAAACCCACAAAACAAAGCCAAGUGUUGCUGUAAGGAGUGGACACUCUCCUUUGCCACAUUAUUUUCUCAAACUGCUGUUCACAUUGAAGAAGGUCAUAUCGCUGAAUCUGACAAGUGUGUGAAGCCAUCAGUUCACCGCUAACUUGUUUUGUUUCAUGGACAAACAAGUGCCUUACCUAUAAGACCAGAGGCACAGAGCUGUGUGUUAGACUACAGAAUGAGAAGAUGCCCUAUAACCUUUAACUUCACAGCUGUUAGUACCUGAUAUGUACUAAAUUAUGGUAUGGGAUCACUGGCACUUUUAUUUUUUACCUGUUUGUUACAAAGUGGUAGCCUACAUUGAUGACCUUGAGUCCCUCAGUGGACAGAGAGCAAAGUGUUCAUCAAUUUAGAGUUGUUUACCGCACAGUUUAUGUUUUAGAUGCUAGAGAGUUGUAAAAUUAAUGGUUACCUCAUGUUGCAUUCAUGGAGCUUAUUCUCAGAUGAACACUGAGCUAGUUUCAUUCAUGAUUUGCUGAUGUCAAGUUAAAUCGAGGAAAUCAGUUUCAAAGACAUUUUAAUGCAGAGAUGUAUGUUAGUACAUUAAUUUGUAACUAUGUGUGUCUCUGAGUGAGUGAGUGAGUGGAUUGAAAGUGGAGAAACAAGGUUGUGACAUUGUUUUACCAGAGGCGUGCUCACUGUUUUCAACAAACAGAAGAGAAACAUUUCUGAGUUUGUUGUUCCUUUGCACUGUUUUUUAUUGAGUGAAUACUGGUACGCACCAAGCUAUCUUCCAAAAUAACAUUAGAGUAAUGUUAUUGACUUCAUCAUUCCCUACAGCGUACAAUGUUCUUGGGAGAGUAGAGUGAGUUCCCAUGCUGGGUGGCUUGAAAUCAUCUUACAAAUGCCUGGAGUGACAGCGGAAGAGGGUUUAUGGAAGUCAAAUCAUAUCCUGUUUGUGAGGGUUUUUCCCAAGUGGAAGCUUUGAUGAGAUAUAAACAUAAAAUAUAUACAUACAAACCAUCUUUACCUUAAAUAUUUUCUUGAGGGUUGCCAACAUUUUAAACAUACUGUAUGUGCUUUUUUGAAAUGUGAAAGACCAAAGUUGUUUGACUGUCUCGACAAAUUGGAAACACCAUUGAAGCUGUACAAAAAUAUGUGAAUCAUAAUGUCAAUCAUGUACAUGUUUAAAUGCUGUCACGUCUUUUUUGCACCUUCUGGGAGAAACGGAAGAGACUCGGUGGAGUCGUCCGGCUCAUAGCUGUUAAGCUUUUAUGCUCAUAUCAUCAAUGAGCUUUAAAGCUUUUGUCACGCUGAGGUGACAACGAUCACCAUAGGUUACGUCACAGUUUGUAACCAUUUUUUUUAUAUUUAAGUAUGCAGUAACUUUUGUACUGUACAUUGCUGUAGUUUGAAUGCAUAUUGCACUUUUUAAGUUGGUCAGUGAUAUACUGUAUGUGCUAAUUAUGAAAAUAAACAUUUGGUUUACAUAAUA